AUGAUGGCACAUUUUCCAUUUGAAAAACCAGGAGAUAAAUAUGAUGGUGCCAGAUAUGAAGGAAUGAGAAUCUUUUGCACAACAUUGGGAGCUUUAAUAAUACCAUUAACAUUUUUAACAAUAUGGGAGAUGACACAGUCUCUCGAUGCUACAUGUAUUGGAACUAUUCUUUUGUUAUGUGAUGUUGGUUUUUUGACACUCAAUAGAUACAUACUGCUAGAUCCAAUUUUGCUAUUUUUUAUGAGUUGUGCCAUGUAUGGGGCUUUUAAGGUCAGAACCUUAACUGAGUUGGGGCAACCGCCUUUUUCCUCCCGUAUGGUGCUGUGGCAGCUGUUCCUGGGCUGGUCCCUCGCCUGCACCAUGUCCGUAAAAUUCGUAGGCCUGUUUGUGGUAAUGUUUGUGGGUCUACGCACGUUAGUUGACCUCUGGAACAUCCUGGGCGAUUUGACUAAGCCGGUGACGCUGACAUUGAAACAUCUCGUUGGGAGAAGCUUGACGUUAAUCCUCUGGCCUAUCGUGCUGUACGUGUUCUUUUUCUGGAUCCAUCUCAAUGUUUUGAGCAAAAGUGGCAAUGGAGACGGAUUCUACUCAUCAGGCUUCCAGGCCCGACUGGAGGGCAACAGUUUGCACAACGCCAGCGCGCCCAGGAUCUUGGCAUACGGUGCUCUCAUCACCUUGAAGAACCACAGAACUGGGGGUGGCUACUUGCACUCGCAUCAUCACCUCUACCCAGCAGGUGUCGGGGCUAGGCAGCAACAGAUAACGACGUACACGCACAAGGACGACAACAACCGCUGGCUGGUGAGGCCGUACGACCGCGAGCAGGCCGCGGGCGUGGCGCUGGUGCGCAGCGGCGACCUUGUGCGGCUCACGCACGCCGCCACCGGCCGCAACCUGCACUCGCACAGGGAGCGCGCGCCGAUGUCCGCCAAGCUGAUGCAGGUCACCGGCUACGGCGAGGAUGGCAUUGGAGAUGCUAAUGAUGUUUGGAAGAUUAUUGUCUCUGGUGGAAAUGAUGGCGACGAAAUUCAAACGGUGCGCAGCAAACUUAUGUUUGUACAUUAUUUGCAGGCUUGUGUACUAACCACAACUGGUAAACAGCUACCAAAAUGGGGAUAUGAACAACAAGAAGUUGCCUGUAAUCCUAACUUGAGAGAUAAGAAUGCACUGUGGAAUGUAGAAGACAAUAUAUUUGAUGAUUUACCCAAAGUUAGUUUCGAAGCUUAUGCCUCUGGAUUCUUUGAAAGGUUUUUAGAGUCGCAUGCAGUUAUGUUACAAGGGAAUUCCGGUCUCAAGCCGAAAGAGGGCGAGGUCACUUCGCAGCCCUGGCAGUGGCCAAUAAAUUAUAGAGGUCAAUUCUUUUCUGGCAGUGGCCACAGAAUAUAUCUGCUUGGAAAUCCUAUAGUCUGGUGGACCAACUUAAUUUUCUUGAUUGUAUUCUUCAUAAUUUAUGUCAUCAAUGCAAUUAGAGAGAAAAGAGCUCAGGCAUUCGGAUUAGAGAUACAAGAUGGACAAGAAAAAUCUCUUUUAAAUGCAGCUAGUUGGAGUUUUAUAGGUUGGGUAUUGCAUUAUGUGCCUUUUUGGGCAAUGGGUCGCGUUCUCUACUUUCACCAUUAUUUUCCCGCUCUCGUCUUCAGUUCUAUGCUUACUGGUAUUUUAACAGAAUACUUGUUGAAAAGUGUUAAAAGCUACAUAAGUUUGGAGCUUGGUAAGACUGUGUACCAUUGUGCUAUGGGGUUGAUAAUUUCUACCACAGUUUACAGCUUUUACCUGUUUUCGCCAUUGGCAUACGGCAUGAGCGGACCCUUGGCACAUGAGCCCAAUUCCACAAUGAGUGGGCUGAAAUGUAACUUAAACAUAAUUUUGGUGAAGACUGACGUCGGUGGUGUACACGUUUUGGAUGUGAAUUCUGGUGUGAUUCUUCAGUCAUCCUGUCUAGCAGCGGAUGAGGGAGGUGCACUUGGUGUAGAGUAUGCGUCGGGUGCCGACCGGGUGUUCGUAUGGGAUAGCAGUGGUGUGGGCGCUCGGACAGACUACAAUGGGGUACUGUUGCUACUCACGGCUUUGCAGCGACCAUUGCCUUCCUCCCAAUCUGACAAUAUAAUAAGGAUUGAACUUGUCUUGUCUGAGGCGGUCAUCCUGUACCAAUGCGUCCAAAGUCUGGAUGUGCUCUCGAUCGAGGGCCUGUCGGACUUCAUCAACGCACUAAAAAGUGCCAUCGAUGCCGCACCAGUCCGGAAAGGCGUCAAGGCUCAAAAGUGGAGCACAGUUACCAUCUCGCUGCCACAAUCCACCUUCCGGCUGGUGACGUCGGGCGUGGUGCAGGAGCUGAAGGGUCAGAACAGGCGCAUCCCGGCGUUGGCCAUCGCCUCCACGGUGGGGCAGCGCGCCAACGAGCUGAUGCCCUGCUCCCGCGACGAGGAGUCAAGGGCGCUGAUGUACUCCGAGGCGGAGAGGAAGGAGACCUUCAAGCGGUGGCCGCAUAUGGACUAUAAGUGGGCGCUGCCGGCGCGCAUGGCGCAGGCGGGCUUCUACCACCAGCCGUCGCCGAGCGGCGACGACCGCGCUAUGUGCUUCACUUGCAUGGUGUGCCUCGUCUGCUGGGAGAAGUCGGACGAGCCGUGGGUGGAGCACGAGCGCCACUCGCCCAGCUGCCCCUUCGUGCGCGGCGAGUACACGCACAACGUGCCCAUAUCGGUGACAAACGCCACGGCGUGCGCCGUGCCGUGCCCCAACAUCGCGGUGGUGUCGAAGGGCAACACUGGCGAGCUGAUCGCCGCCGGAACCGCCGACGGCAAGGUCAACGUGUGGCGCUUCGACUGCGGCCUCAAGCUGGUCAAGUUCAUCCACCUAUCGCCGUACGACUCAAUCUUCAGCGGCAUACUCGCCACCGACUGCAACAAGGUCUGGUCCGCCAGCCUAGAGAAGGACACGUCCACUUACGGCAUCGAGCUAACAGCGAUGGCGUUCGUCGGCAUGACGUCGAAACAGGAAAGCUACCCUCAGACGCAGCAACCUGCCGAGGGCAACGAGAAAGAGACUAGCACCAGCAAAACGAAACCAUCCCUGGUCUGCGGCGUCAUCGUCACGAGGACCAACACCGCGCACCCCGAUGCAACUGUCAAGGAGGACAACAGCAAAGUCCUGUUCGACUCAGGUGCCCUGGACCAGGCCAAGGAGACCGUCAAGACCAUGAACGAUCAGAACGAGGCCAAGAACAACCAGGCGUCCACGGACAAAAUGCUGUUCCUGCUCACUUACGACAUAUACAGCAGCCUCGCCGGCUCAAUCACCACCGUGGUCCAAACUUCCAACAGCAGCGGCAAUUCAAAACCCGGCGGCAGCAAGAAAGUGUGCCCCGUGCUGAGGACGGACGACACGAACAUAUACGACGAGAUCCACUACUUCCAGUACUCCGACGAGGACACGGAGCUUCCGCAAUGCACCAACAGCUUGCUGGACGAGCAGAUCAGCAACGUAAUCAACUUGAACGCCUCGUCGAGCAAAGAGGACUCGAAGUAUUGGGAGCCGAAGAACAUCAUAAUGACAAAGCACUUCAAGGUGCUUACGCCCUCGCCCCCCUCGGCCCUGCUCUCCGAGAUGCCGGAGCCGGGGCAGGCGACGAUGCUGGACUUGUCGGGAACAUUUCGCAGC
Molecule: messenger RNA, 3654 nt
Organism: Iphiclides podalirius (scarce swallowtail)
Lineage: Eukaryota; Metazoa; Arthropoda; Insecta; Lepidoptera; Papilionidae
Source: the annotation of a GenBank genome assembly